Molecule: messenger RNA, 3847 nt
Organism: Drosophila navojoa
Lineage: Eukaryota; Metazoa; Arthropoda; Insecta; Diptera; Drosophilidae
Gene: Klp3A
Product: kinesin-like protein 3A
Biological process (GO): spindle elongation; mitotic spindle organization; microtubule-based movement
Cellular component (GO): microtubule associated complex
Molecular function (GO): microtubule binding; ATP binding; microtubule motor activity
Source: RefSeq, a predicted model, not a curated record
ACAAGAGUAAUCAACAGAAUCAUCUUUUUCCAUUGCGUGUGUACACACUGCUCAUUCCAGGGCUGCGCCAUACUGACGCCGCCGACCAUUUUUUUAUACCACCAUUUUUCGAAUUGCUUUAGAUGCCAGCAGCAGUUGCAGCAGCUAGUUUUUUAAUUAAUUUAUUGUAUUAGUGUAUAACUGUGAAAUUUCUUAGUGCAACGCAUAUUCGAAUAUUGAAGCAAUCAAAGAACUACGAUUGCAUACAAAUUUUCAUUGAUAGAGAAUAUUUCAGCACCAGAUUGCGUCGAACCAUGUCAGACUCUGUGACUGUUGCUCUGCGCGUGCGCCCGCUGGUAAAAUCUGAGCUCGAUCGUGGCUGCCGCAUCGCCGUGCAACGCGUCGCCGAUGGAGUGCCACAAGUGACUGUGAACCGCACCGACUCCUUUACAUAUAACUACGUGUUCGACAGCCGUGACUCGCAGCAGGACGUGUAUGAGUCAUGUGUGCGCAGCAAGCUAAAGAAGUUGCUCCAGGGCUUCAAUGUGACGAUCCUCGCAUACGGCCAGACAGGCUCUGGCAAGACCUACACGAUGGGGACUGCAUUCAAUGGGGUCAUGGACGAGCAUGUCGGUGUCAUACCACGUGCCGUGCACGAGAUCUUUGAGGAGACCGCCUCCAUGCACAAUGAUUUCCAUUUCAAAAUAACUUGCUCCUUUGUGGAGCUGUAUCAAGAGCAGUUCUACGACCUGUUUUCGCCCAACAAGCGAGAGGAUAGUACUGUGGAUAUACGCGAGGACAAGAACCGGAUUGUUAUGCCUGGAGUGACCGAGGUGGAGGUAACGCAAGCCAAGCAUGUCACCGAUGAACUAAUGCGUGGCUCAUCCGGCCGUGCUGUGGCCGCCACGGCAAUGAACGAGACCUCAUCCCGAUCGCACGCGAUCUUUACCAUAACUGUUGUCGCCACCAAGAAGGUUGGGCAGAAGUCGGUGACGACAUCUAAAUUCAAUUUUGUGGACCUAGCGGGCUCUGAGCGCUGCUCCAAGACACUGGCUAGUGGUGACCGAUUCAAGGAAGGCGUCAACAUCAACAAAGGCCUCCUGGCAUUGGGCAAUGUGAUAAAUGUGCUGGGCUCUGGUCAAACAUCGGGCUAUGUGCCUUACCGGCAGUCGAAGUUGACACGCCUGCUGCAGGACUCGCUGGGCGGCAACUCGAUUACCUUGAUGAUUGCCUGUGUUAGUCCCGCGGACUAUAACGUGGCCGAGACGGUCAGCACAUUGAGAUACGCAGAUCGUGCUCUGCAGAUCAAGAACAAGCCUGUCGUGAAUGUGGAUCCGCAUGCGGCAGAGGUAAUGAUGCUCAAGGACAUCAUACAGAAGCUUCGCGUCGAGCUACUCGCGUAUGGCGGGGGCAGCGGCAACGUGGGCAAUGGAGAUGGACUCAGUCUCAGCUCCACGGAAGGAUUGAGUGCACAAGAGGGGCGGAGGUACAAAGAGCAGCUAGAGAAGCUGCAGGAGGACUAUGCACGAAGUGAGAGGAUGAACCGCAAGCUGCAGCAGGAACUGCACCAAGCGCUGAUCGAUCUGGCCGAGAAUGAGAUCCGUGCCCACAUCGCCGAAGUCACUCACGACAAGCUGAAGCUGCACCUCGUUGAGCUGAAGACGAAGCUGACUGAAGCCGCAAUACCCAAGGCAGAGGAAGGUGGCCCCGAGCAAGACCAGCCGACAAACCAAUCUGAGCUGGAGAAGCAAUGGCGCGAGAGGAUGCGAGAUAUCACGCAGCUGGUGUCGUGCGUGGACGAAGAGCUGCAGCAGACGGAGAACGCAUUGCAGACACAUCGAAAAGAAUGCCUGAACGUUGACGAAUCCAGCUCCGUCAGCGCAGAGUCGCACGAGCUUUUGGAUUCGCGCGCAGAAGAGCACACGAUGAAGCAGCUGUGUCUCAAGGGCGAACUGCGCGACAUCGAUCGGCAAUUGACCCUGAAACAGGAGCUGCACGAGCGUGUUGCGCGCAACUUUAGCAAACUGGAAGACGAUGGCAUUGACGAGAAGUUUAAGCAGUGCGAGCUGAAGGUCAAACAGCUGGAAUCGGAGCGAACUGAGCUGCUCGAUCAGCUGCGGAGCACCAAGAUGAAGGACACGUCCGCUAAGCUGGCCGAGGAGCGGCGCAAGCGUUUGGUGCUGCUCGAGCAAGAGAUUACGGAGAUGCGUCGCAAGAUAAUGCAGCAGGCAAAUAUAAUAAAGAUGCGUGAAAAGGAGCGCGAAAAGAUCCAGAACCUCACCACCGAAAUACGCGCCAUGAAGGAGUCCAAGGUGAAGCUAAUACGCGCCAUGCGCGGUGAAUCCGACCGCUUCCGGCAAUGGAAGAUGAUGAGCGAGAAGCAGCUCACACAGCUAAAGAGCAAGGAUCGCAAGAUGCAGAGCGAAAUGGCGCGCCAGCAAAAUCUACAUGCCAAACAGCGACUGGUGCUCAAGCGGAAGUGUGAGGAGGCGCAGGCCACUAACAAACGGCUCAAGGAUGCGCUGGAGCGGCAGAGAGCCGCACAAGCGCAACGCCAGCGCUUUACCAAGGAGCAACCGGGCGCAACUGAUCUGGCUGCUUUUGUGGAUCGCACCCUGGAGGUAAUUCUUUCGCUAAUCGAUGCCGAGUACAGUCUGGAGCAGCUGAUGGAAGAUCGUGCCAUUAUCAAUGCGCACUGCAAAGAGCUGCGGGAGCUGGCGAAUCCUGAUGCCGACCAAGUCAAGCUGUUGGCCAGCCUUGAGGAGGAGCUGGAGAUGCGCAAUGCACAAAUCGAGGAUCUGCAGCAGAAGGUCUGCACCAACGAUCUGGACAGUCGCAUUGCAGCGCUCUGCGACAGCGUCCAAAGUGUGAGCGAGUCACGCGGGCUCAACAAGCAGCUGCUGAAGAAUCUUGUGCAGCAGCGACGCGAUCAGGCACAGAGCAUCAUGGAGCAGAAGGUGCUGGUGGACGAGCAGCGCACCCAGCUGAACGAGGCGCAGCAGCGCAUCGAGGAGCUCACCAAACGUCUACGCCAGGCGGAGCGAGAGCACUCUGAGCUUAUGCUCAGCCAACAGCGCAGCUACGAGGAGAAGGUCGCGGUGCUGCUGCGCAGCUCGCAUGCACUGGGCGGCAAUGAGGCUCAGAACCCAGAAGAUCUGGAACGGCAGCAGAUAGUCGAAGAGCUGCUCGACACUAAAGAGAAGCUGCAACAGAAAUUGGACCGUAUUAAUUCCAACACAAAGAAAACUCCCGUUUUCGAUGAAUCCGUGAUCAACGACAGCAUUGUGAGCGAUGGCUUUGAGGAUCAUGACGACGAUCCAGACUGGGUGCCCGAGAUGAAACGUCCCAAGAAAUCGAAUACAUCGCUAAGCAACGGUGAGAAUCCAAACAGUAGCUCCACCAGCAACAAAAACCACAACAACAACAACAACACUGCCAGCAACGACAAUAGCCUACAGAGCACCAUAGACAUGAGCUCGAUGGCAGAUGAGAGCCGCAAAUCAUCAAAGAACUGCAAGUGUCGAACAAAGUGCAGCACAAGGCGCUGCGGUUGCUUCCUGACUAACACUGGUUGCACCUCCAACUGCCGGUGCCAAGGCAACUGCCAGAAUCCGACCAACAAGGAGAACUCCACUCCAGAUGCUCCACAGAACGAGACUGUUACGUUGGCCAGCGCCAACACAGAUGGCGAGGAGGAGUCUGAUGCUGACUUGGUCAAAACGAAUAGUUUCUCCAGUCCCGCUGCUGUAACGGAGAAGAAACCAAGAAUGUCGCGAUUGGAUUUAAACACGCCCUCGACUAAGCAGAAGUUCUUCUGAUGUGCGGAACUCGUAUUUUGUUUCAUUAUUUUUUUUUAAUAUAAAUAAUA